AUGUCCCUCCCGAUCACGCCACCCUCACCGACAGAGGCCUUGUCCAGCCCCAUCGGGCCCUUCUCGCACCUGACGCCAUCGCCGCCCCACCAGCACCUGGCGUCGUCGCCGCUGACGCGGCUGUCAUCCGCGUCACUGCGCAACAUGACGUCAUCGCCACUACCUCAGAUCAACCCGUCGCACGACCCUUGCCUGCUGCCGUCUGGUUUAGACAGCCUCUCUUCACUUCCGGUUCCGUCGCCGAUGUCGUGCCUGAGCGGAAGUGACUGCGCCAACAACGUACCUCUAAAUCUGUCUUCGAGCGCCCGGGCCAACGACCCGAUCUCUACCAAGGAAAGGACAUUUCAGGUACCCGUUUGAACUUUUCUGAGACUUGUCAUAAUUACCCGUAGCAUGACGUAUACGCUAAUGUUCAGUAUCUUAACUAUUUAAUAAGAAAAAAAAAAAUUAGUGAGGCAAGAUCAGCAAAUCACCCCCCCCUCCCCCCGAUCCCAAUGUGUCCAUCUAAAUUUGUCCCGUGAAUCGGCUCCCUAAAUGUGACCCAUAAAUGUCCUCCCUGGACUGUCCUCCUUAAUUGUGUCCCCUAAAUAGGUUCUUUUUAAAUUGUCCCUUAAAUAAGUCCCUUGAGUGUCCCCAACACCUGUCUACACAAAUUUGUUUAAAUCAGUGGUUGCAUUUUUUCCCCCCUCCCUCCACAGUGUCGAGAUUGUGGUAAGAGGUUCAAGCGGUCCUCAACCCUGUCAACACAUAUGCUCAUACACAGCGACACCAGGCCGUACCCGUGUCCAUACUGUGGGAAGCGGUUCCACCAAAAGUCGGACAUGAAGAAACAUACGUACAUCCAUACCGG
Molecule: messenger RNA, 850 nt
Organism: Lymnaea stagnalis (great pond snail)
Lineage: Eukaryota; Metazoa; Mollusca; Gastropoda; Lymnaeidae
Source: the annotation of a GenBank genome assembly